UCCGCAAGAGAAUAUAAAAUAUCUUCCCUUUGACGUCAACCAUUUCUUGAACUGUACUCUGCAACCCCUCCACACCCCGUCACUCUCUCUCUCUCUCUCAUUUUCCCUUCGGAAAGAUCAAACCUCGGGUUCCUCUCCACCGCCUGCGUCCCCAAAGCUUGAAACUCUAGCAAAGCCCACGAGUCCUAGGCCCUCGGAGAGGCGCGCGACGGGGAGAAAAGAAGGAAGAAGAUCUUCGCCGAACCCGACUCGUCAUGACGGGUGGGUUGGUCGUGGAAGAUGCGUUCCGCUGCGAGGAGGAGACCCACCUCACGGUGAUGAAGACGUCCCUGUUCUUCGCCGGCGACGGGUUCGCGGCGUACGACUCCAAGGGGGAGCUCGUGUUCCGGGUCGACUCGUACGGGCCCGACGCCCGCGACACGGGCGAGGUCGUCCUCAUGGACGCUCACGGCCGCUGCCUCCUCACCGUCAGGCGCAAGAGGCCGAGCUUGCAUCAACGGUGGGAAGGAUUCCACGGGGAUGGGACGGACGGCCAGAAGCCGAUCUUCAGCGUGCGGAGGUCGUCAAUCAUCGGCAACACCGGCGUCACGGUGGAGGUGUACGGUAGCCCCGGUGAGGAGUACCACAUCGAGGGGUCGUUUGCGCAGCGCAGCUGCACCAUCUUCAGCGUGGACCGGGAGCCCGUGGCGGAGAUCCGGCGCAAGGUCGACGCCUCCACCAACGUCGUGCUUGGCAAGGACGUCUUCUCCCUCUGCGUGAAGCCCGGGUUCGACGGUGCCUUUGCCAUGGGGCUAGUCCUUGUCCUCGACCGGAUCACUGGCGACGCUGAGGAUGGCGUUGUCACUGCCGGCGAGGGCGAAGACACCGUGGCGGACGCCGGGUCGGAUGGUUAGGACCCGGAUACGGUUGGCAACGGCGAUUUGCCAUGUGAUAAGGUUGUGAUUUAGGCCGGUCCAUGUUAUUUCUUGGUACGGUGGGCCUAAAAGUAGAUAUUUUGAGGAUAAUGUAUUUCCGUAGAAUUUGGAGCUUGCGGCUUCUGUCUCAUGGUGGGGGGAAUUCUUCUUCUCUCUCCGUCUGGUCUUGAACAUCCUUAUGAUUUUGUAAUCCUUAAUUUUAGAUUAAGAACGAGUCGUUUUCGAGAUUUGGGGACCAGAUUUGAAUAGAUUAAUUUCCAUCGUUCUUCAAUUA
Messenger RNA from Eucalyptus grandis, 1188 nucleotides. RefSeq names its product protein LURP-one-related 5. Lineage: Eukaryota; Viridiplantae; Streptophyta; Magnoliopsida; Myrtales; Myrtaceae. The transcript has 2 exons. The coding region runs from base 255 to 893 and encodes 212 amino acids. The record is from RefSeq and is a predicted model, not a curated record.